This is a messenger RNA of Cryptococcus wingfieldii CBS 7118, 834 nucleotides long. Its product is annotated as dephospho-CoA kinase. The record is from RefSeq and is a predicted model, not a curated record. Gene Ontology annotation, molecular function: dephospho-CoA kinase activity; ATP binding. Bases 1 to 834 code for a protein of 277 amino acids. Gene Ontology annotation, biological process: coenzyme A biosynthetic process. NCBI's taxonomy places the organism in Eukaryota, Fungi, Basidiomycota, Tremellomycetes, Tremellales, Cryptococcaceae. The transcript has 2 exons.
AUGACAGGCAAAUCCACAGUCUCUAAGCUCCUGUCUGAACGCCACCACAUCCCCAUCAUCGAUGCCGACCUCCUUGCUCGAGAGGUCAUAGCCCCCGGGACGUCUGGCUACGACCUCGUGGUAUCUCACUUUGGUCCUGACCGCGUUCUGCAAGAUGAUGGCGUCACUCUGAACCGGUCUGCUAUUGGCGACAUAGUCUUUAGGGAUGGAGAACAGAGAAAGUGGUUGAAUGGUGUGGUUCAUCCGCGAGUGAGACGAGAGAUGGCUCGAAGCAUCCUGCGGUACUGGCUCAAAGGAGAGUGGUGCGUGAUUGUGGAUGUGCCGCUAUUGAUUGAGGCGGGCAUGUGGAAGUGGGUUGGUGAUAUUGUGGUUGUUUAUGUGAAUGAGCGCCUCCAACUAUCUCGUCUCCUUGCCCGGCACGCAGAUGACACGCCGCCCCUUACCCAAACCCAGGCCCAGAACCGCAUAGCCUCCCAGCUAGCCCUCUCGUCCAAGCUCAACUACGCCACAUCGGUUAUCGAUAACAGCGGAUCAUUCACAGAUCUGACUGAUCAAGUCGACAGAACCGUGGCGAAGUGGAAGAAGCAGCAAGGAGGCAGCUCGGGCUGGUGGUGGAGGGUGUGCUGGCUGCUUCCGCCAGUGGGCCUUGUGGCUGGUGCUCUUUGCUUGUUUGCAACAUGGCGCAACGGAACUAGGAAAAGCCGAAGGAGAGGCAGGGGUGAAGUUAAUAGCCGAGCUGGCAAGGGUGAUCCAACGGCAGAGAGGAUAGAGUUGAUGGAGAUGCGGGGUGGAAGAAGACGCGCUGCCAGUAGAAGCAUUACCGACGAGGAUUGA